Messenger RNA from Prosopis cineraria, 2854 nucleotides. Its product is annotated as nuclear pore complex protein NUP85. Gene Ontology annotation, molecular function: structural constituent of nuclear pore. Lineage: Eukaryota; Viridiplantae; Streptophyta; Magnoliopsida; Fabales; Fabaceae. The record is from RefSeq and is a predicted model, not a curated record. Gene Ontology annotation, cellular component: nuclear pore outer ring. Gene Ontology annotation, biological process: positive regulation of DNA-templated transcription; mRNA export from nucleus; protein import into nucleus.
CUGCAACUAUAUCUUAGAGAAUGGUUGCAACUGGGGAUUUGAAGGGAUCCCUCCAGAUGAACGACUAUUCUCAAAUGGAGAAAUAGAGGCUAAGCAAAAAAGUGUGUUCUGAUUUCUGAAAGUAGCGUUCUUUUUACGGGAUGCCCAAAAAAGAAAAAGGUACCAAACCAGGCGAUCGGCGGGAUUCGUGCUAUUGAGUAUUGACCCAACUAACAGCGCCGCCUUGGCACUUGGCAGCCCGCGUUAAGCAGUCCGUUGGGUCAUUUCCCCUCCUUUCCUUACUGUCUUCCUUAAACAGUGACAUUUUUGCUACCUCACCGGGACUUUGACUGGGGUUCGGUCCACUCACAAACCCUUCCCAAACCCUUAACCUCCUUCUCCCCCUGCAAUGCCCGGCGGAGACGGCGUUUUGGUUCCUGUGCCCACUGAAAACGGAGGCUCAGCAGUGGUUUACCCUCUACACCAUGGUCUUAGCCCUCCAAUAGCUUGCCUCGCCAUCUCCUGGUCUGGAGGCAAUUCUCUCCGCGUCUCCGUUUUCAGGCCUCCUUCCGAAGAUGAAGCGGGAGGCAAGGUGGUGGAGGUUAAGCUCAGUAAUGGAGACCAGGAAAUUUCCGGCGCGCAGUGGCGGAGGAUUGCAUACGGGUCGGUCUCACCAUUUGCUCUGCUUCAGAGUCGUCGGAGUUCUUUUUCCUGUUUGUCAAAGCUUUCCAAGAGUCCAUCGCCGUAUCAUUUGGACUGGUGGGAGUAUGUAAUAGAGUAUAGUAAGGACAUUAGCUCACUUCUUGGUGGGCGAAAGUUGGCUUCCAGUCCAAUAAUUGAAGAAUCAAACGCAAUUCUUAAGAAAGGUGAGGAGCCAACAUGCUUGAAAGCAGCAUGGGAGAUGAUGGAAAUAUUUUAUGCAGAUAAGCAAUCUCAAGCAUGGCUGCCUGAAAGACUAGUUGAUUGGUUAGCUGAUUACGACACCCUCUUUUCUAAUACGCAAGCAACAAUUCAUUCCAAGCUUGUUGAUUUUCAAAAGGAUCUUGUUAAUAUUCAGGUGAUUGAGGAUGAUCCUAGAUAUUGGGAAGUUUUGUCAUCCGCACUGGCAGUUGGUUGGCUUGAUAUUGUGGUUAAAAUGCUGCGUUUGCAUGGAUCUUACCAACUAGAUCAGCUCAGCAACCGUGAGAUAGAGAAUGGACUAGUUGAGGGUGCAGUUCUUAUCUCUAAAAUGCCUCGUUUGCGUCCUGAGUCUGCUGUUGGAAAAUUAGGUGAAUGCUUUAAAUCCAAGCCUGAAUUUAUCAAGGCUUGGGAGAAAUGGAGGGCACAGAUUACAAAGCUUGAUUGCAGUGCUUUUUGGAUUCAAUGUGAUAAUCAUCAAACACGCGAGGGCUUGAAAGGAAUGCUUCAAAUUAUGCUGGGUAACAUUGACAGUAUCCUUAUGGCUACAUGUCACUGGAUAGAGUUGUAUAUUUCCCAUUUUCUUUACAUCAAGCCAUUUACAACGGGUAUGGAAAACAUGCUUAGCUUAGCAUUGAAAUGCAUCCAAUUGAAACCAGUAUCCAACACCCACAAGUUGACAGGACUUUUGAUUGGAAUUCUUGAAGAAAACACUGAGGUUGUCUUAGCAGAAUGUUCUCAAGAAUAUGGCCCUUGGAUGGUUGCACAUGCAGUAGAAUUGUUGAGUGCUGGGAGUGAACAAGCAGAGAUUCUUCUAUACGAAGAGCGUUAACUUGGGGGAAUCAGCAUAGGGGAACUGCAUCGACUUAUAUAUGCUCAAGUGUUAUCUUCACAUUCAUUGACUUGGCAAAUAGCACCAAUAUAUCUGACAUCAUGCAUGAAGCAAGGAAUGGGCUUGUUGGAGACUUUAUUAGACAGACAAUCUGUUCGACAUAAUGAAACAUUGCUUAAGAAUAUAGAGUUGUGUCGUCUGUAUGGGCUAAACCAUGUCAGUUCAAAUAUCAUGAAGGUUGCUGGAGUACAUCAUUGGAAGCAUGGUAGAAAAGGUGCUGGAGUAUAUUGGCUUCAGCAAGCCCAAGAUGCUAAUCGCCUCCAUAGGAUUGCUCAACAAUUAUUUGAUUCAGUUGGGAAGUCAAUCUCUGAUGAAAGCUUCAAGCAAUGGGAAGGUGUAAUCGAAUUAUUGGGCUCUGAUUCUAAGAGUGCAGGAGGUCUUGAAUUCUUGCGCAAGUACAGGGAUUUGAAAAGAUUUCUUCAGCAGGUAACUAGUGGAAAAUCAACUGAAGCUGCUAGGCAAGCUGUUGACUCCCUCAUACUGCUGAUGAAGAAUCCAUCAACCCCUCAACGCUUUUGGCUGCCCAUUCUAUAUGAUUCGUUGAAGCUGCUUAAUUGGCAGGGUUGCCCUCUGCUAAACGUAUCUGAGACCAAUCUUCUGUUAAAUAAACUACAAGAGUCAUCUCUGGCAAGGCUACGUCCAGACUUUAAAGAGUCCAGCUUACCGCCUGGGGCACUAAGUUGUGUGAGGCUUGCUCUAGCAACAAAUCUUGGACGUGCUAUUCUUGAUGAAUAGGCUGCCCAGAAAUUUAAAUCAGGUGUGGAUGAACACAAGUGCCUUCCUAUCACCGAUGCUCUUUCAGUGCCUGGUUUUCUCGCGGCAUGCAGCAUGGGCUUCUAAAUCUCAAAGGAGCAUACUAACGGCGGCACGAGCAUGCUUCAUGGGAUGUCGUCUCUUGUUAAGUCGCAUGUAGUGAGUCCUGUUUGAACUCUCUGAUUUUUCAAGAAUCGGAUGACAUCAGCAAAGAAUUAAUUAUGCAGAAACCUUUUAAUUUUUUUCGUUUUUAGGGUGGAGGUGAAUCCUGCGCGUAAAAAUUAAACCACUGUAAAACGAAGGGCAUUCUUUAUUGAUUCUGGGUUUACGUAA